Maylandia zebra (zebra mbuna) is the source of this 3429-nucleotide messenger RNA. The record is from RefSeq and is a predicted model, not a curated record. Lineage: Eukaryota; Metazoa; Chordata; Actinopteri; Cichliformes; Cichlidae.
UGGACCUGACAUGGAUCACCUGCUGCUGGUUCUGCUGCUGCUGUGGGGCUCAGGUGUUCACUGUGAAACAGCCAAAGUUGACCUUGUGAUGUUGGUGGAUGAGUCUGGGAGCAUCAGCAGAAAUGACUUUGAUAAAAUUCAAACGUUUCUUGUUGCCAUCGUCAGCGGCCUCAACAUUGGUCCCGAUGCAGUCCAGAUCGGUCUGACUUUGUUCAGCACCGAAGCAAGGACAGAGUGGCACCUGAACACCCACCAGACCAAACAAACCCUGCUGAGGGCCAUAGAAGAACUCAAAAAAACUGGUGGGAGCACCAAGACAGGAAAAGCUCUGGAGCACAUCCUCCAUAACCAGUUUAAACCCAGGUUGGGAAUGCGUCCAGACUCCAGAAGGAUUGCCGUUCUGAUCACAGACGGGGAAUCCCAGGAUAAAGUACUCCUGCCUUCAAAGAACCUGAAACACAAUGACAUCGAGGUCUAUGCUAUUGGUGUGCAGGGUGCCAGAGAGAGUGAGCUAAAGGUCAUCGCCUCUGAUAAUGACCACGUGUACUUUCUCAAGGAUUUCAAGUCCCUUAACGGUAUCAUCAGAAAUAUCACCAUCGACCUCUCAAAAGGCUCAAAUAACUUAGGGCAUCACCUGACCUCGUCUCAGCCUAUCCGUUGCAUUCCCGACCAGUCUGAUGCUCCGUGUGAAGCAGCCAAAGCUGACCUCGUGAUACUGGUGGAUGAGUCUGGGAGCAUCACUCCUCAGGACUUCAGAAUCAUUCGCUUGUUUCUCAGGCACUUUGUCAACAACCUCGACAUCGGUCUGGACCGAGUCCAGAUCGGUCUGACUUUGUUCAGCACCACACCAAAGACUGUGUGGCACCUGAACACCCACCAGACCAAACAAUCCCUGCUGACGGCCAUAGAAGACCUAGAAAAAGCGCGUGGAAGCACUUACACAGGAAAAGCUCUGACACACAUCCUCCGUAACCAGUUCAAACCCAAUGUGGGAAUGCGUCCAGACUCCAAAAAGAUUGCUGUUCUGAUCACAGACGGGGCGUCUUAUGAUGACAUAGAACUUCCCUCAAAGAAUUUGAAAGACAGCGGCAUUGAAGUCUUUGUUAUUGGUGUUGCAAAAGUCAAUGUGACUCAACUGAAGUUGAUCAACUCUGAUCACAAUAAAAUUUACAUAGUCAAAGAUUUUGACAGUCUCCAGGACAUUGUUGUCGAACUCAUUAUCAACGUCUUUAAAAGUGUUAAAAGUCUAGACUCUGUCAGGCUGCUGAACGGUUCCAGUCUGUGUUCAGGCGGACUGCAGGUGAAGUCUAACCAGAGAUGGUCCUCAGUGUGUGAAGCUGACUUUGACCUGCAGGAUGCAGAGGUGGUCUGCAGGGAGCUUGGCUGUGGGCCUCCUUCGCUCCUCCAGGGGGCGCUCUAUGGAGAAGCGGAGGCUCCAGUGUGGAGCAGAGAGUUCCAGUGUGGAGGCCAUGAGUCUGCUCUCCUGGACUGUAGAAGCUCAGGCUCAGCUAGAAGCAGCUGCUCACCUGGCAAAGCUGCUGGACUCACCUGCUCAGAGCCUGUCAGGUUGGUGGGAGGAGCCAGUCGCUGUGCAGGUACACUGGAGGUGAGACGAGGAGAGUGGAGACCAGUGGCGAUGGAUAUCUGGAACCUGAAGGAUGCAGCUGCUGUCUGUGGACAGAUGAACUGUGGUUCUGCUGUUUCUGUAGGAAAUACUCAGAGUUCUUCACAGAGAUCGGUGUGGUGGAUGGAGUCACACUGUGUUCAGGCUGGAUACGCUCUGAAAGAGUGCGCAUCAGCAGAUCGCUCUUCCUCCACCCUGGAUAUCACCUGUUCAGACUCUGUCAGGCUGCUGAACGGUUCCAGUCUGUGUUCAGGCGGACUGCAGGUGAAGUCUAACCAGAGAUGGUCCUCAGUGUGUGAAGAUGACUUUGACCUGCAGGAUGCAGAGGUGGUCUGCAGGGAGCUUGGCUGUGGGCCUCCUUCGCUCCUCCAGGGGGCGCUCUAUGGAGAAGCGGAGGCUCCAGUGUGGAGCAGAGAGUUCCAGUGUGGAGGCCAUGAGUCUGCUCUCCUGGACUGUAGAAGCUCAGGCUCAGCUAGAAGCAGCUGCUCACCUGGCAAAGCUGCUGGACUCACCUGCUCAGAGCCUGUCAGGUUGGUGGGAGGAGCCAGUCGCUGUGCAGGUACACUGGAGGUGAAACAGAGACUGUGGAGAUCUGUGGAGGCCUCAGGCUGGACCCUGACGGAUGCAGCUGUAGCCUGCAGAGAGCUGGACUGUGGCUCUGCUGUUUUAACAGGAAGGAGAAAUGCAUCCUGGGAUGGACCAACGUGGAAGAUCAAACCUGACUGUGUUAAAUCUGGAUCUACACUGAGGGAGUGUGCCACAUCAUCCCAGUCAUCCACCGUCCUGGAGCUCAUCUGCUCAGACCUGCUGGUUCAGCCAAUCAUCUCAGCGUCCUUCUCGUCCAAUGACGGGCACUCCCAGGUCCAGCAGCAGGAGUCUUCUUGGGUGUUCAAAGGCUCCAGCUUCACCAUCAGCUGCUCCAUCCAACCUCAGUACCCAGGAGGCUCUUUCCAGCUCACCUUCACCUCCUCCAAUACCACCAACAACUACACCCUGCCAGCUGUCAAUCACUCUGCCCACUUCCUGUUCACUGCUGCAGAGCCCGCCCACCAAGGAACCUACAGCUGUGUUUAUCACGUCUUUGUGUUUUCUCAUAACUUCUCCUCCGAGAGCCGUCAGCUGUCUCUCACUGUCUCAGAUCCAACAGUGUUUGUCAUCAGACUGCUGCUCCUGCUGCUGCUCCUGCUGCUCUUCAUCUCUGCCGUCUGUUUCAGCCAUAAGGUCACCGGGAGGCAGGAGCCCCGCCCACAGGAGGACCCGGAGCUGGAUGGUUAAAGCUGGCAGUGUCCAGAAAAGCAGGCAGCUCAGCAGCGCCUCCACAUGGUGGAGGAAGUGUUUGCAUCCUUCACCACCGUGUGAACAUGAACUGCAACCACAGUAUCACUUAUACUUUUGCUUAUGCUGUGUCAUGAUGGUUGUGAUUAUAAGUUUUGUAUUCAUAUUAUAUUGUUAAGAACAAAAAGUUUAACGUUUGAUGGUAUCGGGCACGUCGGGCACGUGUGAGCUGGUGUUGGGGCUGGACAGGUGAACUAAACCUUUUAAGCUGGAGCUCACCACAGGACACUGUGCUCAAUAAGUUCAUUCUCAGCAUGACAGCAAAGACGUUCCCCUGGAGCUGUCCGAUCCAUCCACCAAACAUGGUCCCACUUUCUGCUCGCUACUUCAGCAUGCAUGUUUGAUUACAGUGCUUUGUCUGUAGGUUACAUAUUAAUGUCAUUUUUACUUGUCCAUACAAGAGCCAGGAGUCAUAAAGAUAGUGUCCUCCAUCAGCAUCUCACAGCACGUUGUGCAAAGCUUUUGCAGCA